Xiphias gladius (swordfish) is the source of this 1450-nucleotide messenger RNA. RefSeq names its product B-cell receptor-associated protein 29-like. The coding region runs from base 293 to 1003 and encodes 236 amino acids. The transcript is spliced from 8 exons. NCBI's taxonomy places the organism in Eukaryota, Metazoa, Chordata, Actinopteri, Istiophoriformes, Xiphiidae. Gene Ontology annotation, cellular component: endoplasmic reticulum membrane; endoplasmic reticulum. The record is from RefSeq and is a predicted model, not a curated record. Gene Ontology annotation, biological process: intracellular protein transport; endoplasmic reticulum to Golgi vesicle-mediated transport.
AAGCACAUUUGCAUGCGCACACACCAGGGAAAAAACUGGUCCACAAGUAAAUAGACAAAUCAUGUAUUAAUUUCAGUAGACUGGAUAUAAAGCAUUUGGCUAGUUUGAAUGCUGUGUUCUUUAACAAACCCAAAGGGGCUGACCAAUGAGGUCAACCGACCACCGGAGUUUUAUUUAGGGCUGUAGGUCCUCUAAUGCUCCCCAGCAGCUGUCGUGAAUGUGUGUGAAUACGUGUGUGCACGUCUGAACUUUCCAGUUCUUCUGAUCAUUCAUCUUUGUCUGCCCAGUCACAAUGACUCUCCAGUGGACAGCUGUGGCUUUCUUCCUCUAUGGAGAGAUAGCAGUCAACCUCAUCCUGUGUAUACCCUUCAUAUCAGCACGGAGAUGGCGUUUGGUUUUCAAGUGGGGAAUAUGGAACUGGUUAUCACCAUAUUGGAACAAAUUCUUCUUUACUAUGAUCAUGGUCCUUAUUGUUCUUUUCCUCGAUGCCCUUCGUCAGGUGCAGAAGUACUCGGGACCCGAGCCCAUGCAAGAUGCCAAAGCGAACCCCAAUUUGUAUGACCACGUCCACAUGAAGCUGUUCAGAGCUCAGAGGAACCUCUACAUAUCUGGCUUCUCUCUCUUCCUCUGGCUCAUCAUGCGUCGGGUUGUCACCUUGCUAAACCAGGUUGCUGUCACAUUGGAGAACAGUGCAGGCCUUCAGGCGCAGAUGGACAGGGCUGUCAAAGCAGCCAACCAGCACCAGGAGGACAACCUGAUGCUCAAACAAGCUCUGCUGGAUGAAGAAAAAUCCGUGUCAGCAAAAAACCAGGGACUGAAGCUGGAGGUUGAGAAGCUGGCAGGUCAACUGAAGGCUGCAGAGGAGGCUGUGUGCAAAUCUCAUGCCGAAGUGGAAGCCAUGAAGAGGCAGGCGAAAGGUCUGGCACAAGAGUAUGACAGACUAUUAAGGGAACACCAUCAGCUCCAGAAUCUCCAGAGUGCUGAAGACAAAAAGGAUCAGUAACCACAGGAAUACAGUGAGACUUUCGUUUCAGGUGUUGUUUCUCCUCUGUCUAUGGAAGCCAUUUCUUUUCUUUACACUAGAACUGUCUGCCAUGUGCAAUAGAACGCCAGAGGCCAUAUUUGUAUUAUCUUUUACAACUUUCAUUUUCCUUUAAAGUCUUAACCGAGGCACAUGUUUGAAUUUGUAGGAUAAAACAAACGAUUGGCUACGGUUUAUGGGAUAAACACUAGCAUUCAAUGUUUUCAAAUGCUGAAAGAUCUUCUUACUACAAUCUGUAUUAUGAAUAUGCAUCGUGUCUUUUUGUAAGUUGCUCUAAUAACUAUUCAGUCUACAAAUGAAUGGAAAAAAUGUCCUUAAAUUACUUCAGGAGCUCAUGCUUAUUGCUAAUACCAUCCUCCUGUCAGCACAUAAUGAACAAUGUAUACAUGCUGUAUGGAUUUAAGUUAU